AUGGCAAUUGUACUAUCAUUUGAGCUGUUAGUAUUGCUUCUUGUGCUUACAACAUAUCUAUUUGCUGUUGCAUAUCCUGGGGGGUUGAGAUUGAGUGCCAUUAAACGACCUGUGCUUCAAAAAUCCUCCUUCUACUCCAUAGAAAUCCCACCAGAAUAUGAAACACAUUAUUAUUCACAGACACUUGAUCAUUUCAACUAUUAUCCAGAGAGUUAUGCAACCUUCCAACAGAGAUAUAUCUUGAAUUUCAAGUACUGGGGUGGAGCAAACACUAGCUCGCCUAUCUUUGUUUAUGCAGGUGAAGAGGGUGAUAUAACAGGCGAUGUUUUGUAUGUUAAUUUCAUUGCUGAUCUUGCUGCUCGUUUCAAAGGUUUGCUUUUAUUUAUAGAGCAUCGUUAUUAUGGAGAAUCAUUUCCAUUUGGAUUGAAAAAUCACACAUUCCAAAAUGCAAGUAUCAGUGGCUACUUAAGCUCGGAGCAGGCUUUAGCCGAUUAUGCUCAAGUGAUUACAGAUGUUAAGAAAAACCUAUCAGCAGAGAAUUGCCCAGUUAUUGCAGUUGGAGCUUCAUAUGGUGGAAUGCUCGCAUCAUGGUUUCGUCUAAAAUACCCUCACAUAAUAAUUGGUGCUUUGGCAUCAUCUGCUCCAAUACUCUACUUUGAGGAUAUCACGCCACAAGAUGGAUACCAUGCUGUUGUAUCCAAGGACUUCAAAAAUACCAGUGAGAGUUGCUACAACACCAUUAAAAAAUCCUGGUCUGAAAUCGAUAGAGUUGCAGCUGAGCCUAAUGGUCUUCUAACCCUUGGAAAAACCUUCAAUGUUUGCAGGCCUCUAAACUCAUCACAAGAACUCAAGGACCCCUUGGAGGACAUUUACAUGGUCUCAGCUCAGUAUGACAAUCCUCCAGAUUAUUAUGUGGAAAAUUUGUGUAAAGCCAUUGAUGCAGUACCACAAGGGACUGAUAUUCUUGGCCGACUUGCUGCUGGUCUCAAUUCUUUUCGUGGAGGUUUCUGCCUUUUUGUAUUUGAUGAUUCUAACCAAGUUGGAUAUGGUUCAUGGUCAUGGCAGACGUGCACUGAGUUGGUAAUACCAAUGGGGGUUGAUAAUAAUGAUACAAUGUUCCAAAUAUCACCCUUUGAUCUGAAAAACUACACGAAAUCAUGCCAAGAAACUUUUGGUAUCACACCAAGGCCUUAUUGGGUUCCUAUACAAUUUGGUGGCCGUGAUAUAAAAUCUGUACUUGGAAAUUUUGCGAGCAACAUCAUUUUCUCCAAUGGACUGCGUGAUCCAUGGAGCUCUGGAGGAAUUUUAGAGGACAUAUCCGACAGUGUUGUUGCUAUACAUACAGAUGAAGGUGCUCACUGCUUGGAUGUAUUAAGUCCUAAUGCAACAAGUGAUCCUGCCUGGCUGGUUGCACAGAGAGACAAAGAGAUCAAAAUUAUUGCAUUUUGGCUUGCGCAGUACUAUGCCAAACUUUCUAGCAAGAUUGGCGACAGAACUGGCUAA
Hevea brasiliensis (rubber tree) is the source of this 1503-nucleotide messenger RNA. RefSeq lists its product as uncharacterized. Bases 1 to 1503 code for a protein of 500 amino acids. The transcript is spliced from 9 exons. Lineage: Eukaryota; Viridiplantae; Streptophyta; Magnoliopsida; Malpighiales; Euphorbiaceae. Gene Ontology annotation, biological process: proteolysis. The record is from RefSeq and is a predicted model, not a curated record. Gene Ontology annotation, molecular function: dipeptidyl-peptidase activity; serine-type exopeptidase activity.